Penicillium alfredii is the source of this 558-nucleotide messenger RNA. Its product is annotated as cupin domain-containing protein. The transcript has 4 exons. NCBI's taxonomy places the organism in Eukaryota, Fungi, Ascomycota, Eurotiomycetes, Eurotiales, Aspergillaceae. The record is from RefSeq and is a predicted model, not a curated record. Bases 1 to 558 code for a protein of 185 amino acids.
AUGCUGCGAGACCGGAUCGCUCCGCCCGAGACAUACUACCUGACCAAGGGUGACUUGGUUCCCAAUAAUUCCGUGCCAGCUCUGGUGUAUCGUAAUGUUCUCCCACGCCCCAUAACCCAAGACUCGGCACAGACACUUUGCGAGGGAAAUCACUGGGAGAAGAGGGGAGAAUGGGGGCCUCUUUGGGAAGCGCAUUUUCACCCCAACACCCAUGAAUGUUACGCGAUCAUCCGAGGCCAGUCAACUUUAGUUCUUGGCCGUGAACAUGCAGCAACAACGGGAGGCGUCGAGGUGGAUGUCAGCGCCGGUGAUGUGGUCGUUGUCCCGGCCGGCGUGUCCCAUCGGUCCAUCAGCGCAGACAACGAAUAUCGAUACAUCGGUGUAUAUCCUGAAGCCGCGCCGAAGUGGCGAAAUAACUUUUGUAAAGGCAAGGAAGAUAUGCAUCUUUUGGUGGAAGAAAUCACGAGCGUUGCAGUUCCUGAGGAUGAUCCUGUUUACGGCAAAGAUGGUCCUCUGGUGACUUUGUGGCAGCAGGCAUCGAGGUCGAAUAAGCUCUGA